Messenger RNA from Esox lucius (northern pike), 3575 nucleotides. RefSeq names its product ADAM metallopeptidase domain 19a (gene adam19a). The record is from RefSeq and is a predicted model, not a curated record. Bases 93 to 3002 code for a protein of 969 amino acids. The transcript has 23 exons. Lineage: Eukaryota; Metazoa; Chordata; Actinopteri; Esociformes; Esocidae. Gene Ontology annotation, biological process: proteolysis. Gene Ontology annotation, molecular function: metalloendopeptidase activity.
UUCCGGAUUCAAAGCAGAGAGAGCUGAAGAGAAAAUCAGAGCGAGCGAACAACGGGACGGGAGGACGGAUAACGGUACCAAGGACCACAGGGAUGUACAGCAAACAUAGACAAAAAAAUGCCCAAAUAUCACCGGCUCAGUGUGGACGUUCGCUUAUUAUGCUUUCUUUGCUACUACUGAAUGGCAUACUUGAAAGGGCAAGCGGAGAUACCCGGGAACAAGGGGAGCCGAGGGGCCUGACGGUGACAGCCCGGUGGAUCUCCCGUCACCGCGACAGCCGGGUGGACGCUGGGACUGCUGCAGCACAGGACCAGUAUCCAGACAGAGGGGAUAUAGUGCUGUCCUCCAAAAUCCUUCAACUGGUGCUACAAGUGGAACGAAAUCAUGAGCUCCUGUGUCCAGACUUCACAGAAACAUACUACACUGAUGAGGGACACCCUGUAACUGAGGCCACCAACUACACUGAUCACUGCUUUUACCAUGGGCGCGUAAGAGGACAUACGGACUCGUGGGUGGCAAUUAGCACAUGCUCAGGUGUAAGAGGCUUGAUUGGCUUGAACUCUAACAACACCUACUACCUUGAGCCAAUCGGAGGGCUGGACUCCCUCCAUCACUCAUUGGUCAGCGCAGAGGAUGUGCCAAUCAGAGGAGGUGCCUGCGGCCAUGGGCAUCAGACUGGACACCCCAACCUUCUCUCCGAUCUUCUUAAACCUUUGCAUCAAAGGGUCAAACGAAACGCCUGGGGCACCACCAAGUACAUGGAGCUUUACAUCGUGGCCGACAGCACGCUGUAUAAACGACAAAAUAAGGACUACCAGAGAACCAAGCUGAGGAUAAUGGAGAUUGCCAAUUAUGUUGAUAAGUUUUACAGGCCUCUGAAUAUCCGGGUCCCUCUAAUUGGCCUGGAAGUGUGGAAGGAGAGAGACGAGUGCAUCAUCACAGAAGAGCCCAACACCACCCUCUGGUCCUUCCUGCAGUGGAGACAGAAGCUCAAGUCCCGCAAGAAGCACGACAACGCACAGCUAUUGACGGGGGUGAUAUUUAAGGGGACAACCAUCGGAAUGGCGCCCCUGGAGGGGAUGUGUAGCCUGGAGAACUCCGGAGGCAUCAAUGUGGACCACUCGGAUCUAGCCAUCGGGGCGGCGGCCACCAUGGCCCACGAGAUCGGACACAACUUCGGCAUGAGCCAUGACCACGAGGGCUGCUGUGUGGAAGCGUCUGCCGAGCAGGGUGGCUGUGUGAUGGCUGCCGCCACCGGGCACCCAUUUCCCCGGGUGUUUAGCCGUUGCAGCAAGCGGGACCUGGACAACUACUUCCAAAAGGGGGGAGGGAUGUGCCUCUUCAACAUGCCUGACAUGAAGGACCUGGUUGGGGGCAAAAGGUGUGGCAACGGUUUCGUGGAGGACGGAGAAGAGUGUGACUGCGGAGAAACUGAGGAGUGCUCUAAUGACUGCUGCAACGCCAACAACUGCACGUUGAAGGAGGAGGCUCAGUGCGCCCACGGGGUCUGCUGUGAGGGGUGUAAGCUGAAGCAGGCCGGUACUAUGUGUCGCGGGCCUGCGGGGGCGUGCGACCUGCCUGAGUACUGCACUGGAGGCUCCCCCUACUGCCCUUCCAAUGUCUACCUGCUAGACGGCUCCUCCUGCCAGUUUGGCCACGCCUACUGCUACAAUGGGAUGUGUCUCACCCACGAACAGCAGUGUUUACAACUGUGGGGCUAUGGUGCCCGGCCAGCGCACGACGCCUGCUUUCAAGAUGUCAACGCAGCGGGGAACGCGUUUGGGAACUGUGGGAAGGACGGACAGGGAAACUACAUGAAGUGUGAGAAAAGCGACGCCAAGUGCGGGAAGAUCCAGUGCCACAGCGCCGCCAAAAAACCCAAGGGCACCAACGCCGUGUCCAUUGACACCACCAUCCGUACGGACGGCAUGGAGGUGAAGUGCCGUGGGACCUAUGUCUACAGCACCCAGGAUGGACAGGGCGACCUCCCUGACCCGGGCCUCGUCAUGACCGGAACCAAGUGUGGCGAGGGCAAGGUGUGCCGAGAUCGCCGGUGCCAGAAUGCCUCUUUCAGUGAGCUGGAGAGCUGCAUCGCUCGCUGCCACAAUCAUGGUGUAUGUAACAGCAAUGGUAACUGUCACUGUGACCGAGGGUGGGCACCUCCCUUCUGUGAGAAGCCUGGACUGGGGGGGAGUGUGGACAGCGGACCUGUCCAGUACCACAGUCAGCUGGGACUGGUGGUGGGUCUUCUCCUGGUUUUCCUCGUGCUCCUUCCUGGCGUCCUCAUUGCCCUCUACUGCUACAAGAUCAAGAACUCCUACUACCACAGGUGGCUUUCCCAGAGAGAGAAGAACACCAAGGCCGAUAGGCUCGAAGGCUCUGUGGAGAAGGGCAAGAACGGACAUCUCAACCCGGCCUUUCAUCUGAAGGUGGUGGGGCCGGCCAUCAAAGGGAACAGCCACAAGGGGCUUCCUCACACCAGUAAAGAGGUGCUUCCCCUGCGGCCGUGCCCCACUGCCAACGGAACCCAGCCCGUCAACAUUGUGCGGCCCCUGAGGCCCUCACCGCACAACACGCCGCCGAGCUUCAAGGUGCCCCGCCCGCCUUUACCCGUCGGCAAGCCGCGUGGAACGCCGUCGAAAUCCCCCUCGCCCGUGCAAAAACUCACCCCGCCCAAGAAACCACUGCCCCUAAGCCCGACGCGAUCACCGCUGGCGUCCAACCCGACGCGAUCACCGCUGUUGGUGUCUGAGCUGCAGCCCAAACACUCCCCCUCUCCUCCCCAGCGGCCACUCCCUCUCAGCCCCGCCCGGGGUGGGGUGUUCCCCAUGAGCCCGGCGAGGUCGGCUCCACCCAAACCGUCCAGCGGCCUGCUGGUGAUGAUGCCCCCCGUGGUAGGCCCCAAGCCGGUGGGCAAGGUGACCGCCGUCCCCCCCCUCAAAGCACUCAGACCAGUCCCAGGAGUGAAACCAAACACAGCCUCGUCGCCUUUCCGAAAAUGACCCCUGGUGCACAGCGGAGCCUGGCCCGUCAGGAACCAAGCGGUCAGCGGCAGACUAUUUGCACUAAAAAGACCUCGUCCGAGGGCUGAGUACAAGGCAGCCCAUGUCCCACUGUCACAGGCUGGGAGACAGAGGCUGAGGGGGGAGUGGUGGGGUCGGGGGGCGGGGAGGUGUUUUGGAGGUCGAUCUUACCUCCGCCAGGGUCCAGUUGCCUCAACGUUUCGGACUUUUGUGACCUCCGCCUCGUUGGCAGCGCGAUGUGGAGGACGACGACGACGACGACGUUCUGCGCGGUUGGAGAACCGUGGAGACUCUGAUGUGGAAUUGCUGGGGCGGGUCACAUUGCCAAAACCUUGAUUUUUAUUGUUUGUUUGUGUUGUCGAUAGCGCUAGCUAGCAUUUUUCUAAUUGUUGUUGUUUACAGUACUUGUCUGUUUACUUAAAAAAAAAAAAUGUAUAAAUAAAAACAUGUUUCUGUGUUAUGUGCCAAAGAGAACUUUUGAGGCAUAUUGAUCAUUGCAAUUUGAUUUAAAUGUCUCUUGCUGUGUGUAUAAUUUUUUUAUUGUCACAUAAA